GCCGCCCCUGCCGCCCUCAGGGCCGGGCGGGGAAGAUGGCGGCGGGGCCGGGGAAGCACAAACUGCUGAGCGCCGGCCCCACCGAGCCCUGGUCCAUCCGCGAGAAGCUCUGCCUGGCCUCCUCCGUCAUGCGCAGCGGCGACCAGAACUGGGUCUCAGUCAGCAGAGCCAUCAAACCUUUUGCAGAGCCAGGACGCCCACCUGACUGGUUUUCCCAAAAGCACUGUGCAUCUCAGUACUCAGAGCUCUUGGAGACCACAGAGACCCCAAAAAGAAAACGUGGUGAGAAGGGAGAAGUUGUGGAGACAGUGGAAGAUGUUAUUGUGCGGAAACUGACUGCUGAGAGGGUUGAGGAAUUGAAGAAAAUUAUUAAAGAGACACAGGAAAAAUACAGGCAACUCAAGAAGGAUGCAGAGCUGAUCCAGGCCGGACACAUGGACAACAGACUGGAGGAGCUGUGCAAUGAGAUUAUGAUAAAGAAAAAAAUGGAAGAGGAGGAAGCAGAGGUCAAGAGGAAGGCUACAGAUGCUGCUUAUCAGGCUCGCCAGGCCAUUAAGAACCCCCCUCGAAGGCUGACGGGGGUGAUGGUUCGUUCUCCUGCAGGCUCCACCUCCCCGGGCGGGGAUUAUUCCCUCGGAGAUCUGUCCCAGCCUGCUGGGGAUGAGGCCAGCCCAGGGGUCACGCCAGGGACAUUGCCCAGCACCCCAGUUGCCUCCUUCAUUGGAAUCCCUGACACCCCUCCAGGCUCUGCUCCCCUGGAUGCCCCCAUGACCCCAGUCACUGAUGAUUCACCCCAGAAAAAGAUGCUAGGACAAAAAGCAACUCCGCCUCCUUCCCCUCUGCUCUCAGAGCUGCUGAAGAAGGGCAGUCUCCUGCCCACAAGCCCCAGGCUGGUUGGUGAAAACGAAAUGGCAGUGGCUUCUGGUCACAUGAACAGCUCUGGAGUGCUGCUGGAGGUAGGAAGUGUCCUUCCAGUGCUGCACAGUGGGGAAAUGCAGUCAGCACCUGGUGCUGUCCCUGCAUCUCCAGCUGCUUCAGGUGCUCCUACGCUUUCCCGGCUUUUAGAAGCUGGUCCUGCACAGUUCACCUCACCUCUUGCUUCCUUCUCCGCUGUUGCCAGCGAGCCUCCAGCUAAGCUCCUGCCACCCCCCGUAGAGCCUGUGUCCCAGGCCACUAUUGUCAUGAUGCCUACGCUGUCAGCACCAGCCGUUGUGCCACCAGCUGCAGCUGCAGAAAGCGUAGCCACAGUGAGCCAGCCUGAAGCCUGUGUUUCCAUGGAGGCAGUGGCUGAUUCCCACACUGUGACAGUGUCCAUGGACAGCAGUGAAAUAUCAAUGAUCAUUGAUUCCAUCAAGAAAGAGUGCCUGGGUUCUGGGGCUGGCAGCACUGCAGGAUCUUCCAAAGAUCACUGCAUGGAUGGGAAAGAAGAUCUGGAUUUCGCUGAAAAAAUGGAUAUUGCAGUGUCCUAUACGGGGGAAGAGCUGGACUUUGAUACGGUUGGAAAUAUUAUAGCCAUCAUUGAGGACAAGGUAGACGACCCCCCUGAAGUCCUGGAUGCAGCAGUUGUUGAAGCUGCUCUGUCUUCUUUCUGUGAAGAUACCGAUGACCCUCAGACCCUUCCUGGCCCAUGGGAGCACUCAAUUCGUCAGGAGCAUGAGAAACAGGCCCAGAUGCCACAAGUGUCUGUGACUGUGAAGCAGGAGAGACUGGAGUGUGAGGAGCCAGAGGCAAAAGGAAUUCGAGACCUAAUGGGCAUCAGUGAGCUGGGGUCAGAAAUAAAGACUGAGAUUGCAGAGCAGGACCAGAGUCAGCUGGGCCCUGAAGAAACCAUACCAGCAACUGCAAGAGUGACAGAAACUCCAGAGCUUAGAAACCAAGAGAUAGAAGAAGAUCAAAGAGCAGCUGUAACAUCGGGAGAGGCUCCUGAAGUCAAAACAGAGUCAUCCCAGGGAGAAGAUGCAGUGCUCAAUGCAGUGAAGGCAGAGACCCCACCUGAUGAUGAUUCAUCCCCUCCACAAGUCCCAAAUGUGAGUGAAGACUCCUCACAGGCUGAUGUUCAGCACAAAUUUGAGCUGUCAGAAUCAAUGAAGGAGGAGGCCCAAGCCCUGUUUAGGAGUCAGAUGAAGGAUGGGCAGGGUGAGGAGGAUGAUGAGGACGGUGCCAGUGAGGCUGCCAGUUUGGAGGAGCCCAAAGAAGAAGACCAGGGUGAGGGGUAUCUCUCAGAGAUGGAUAACGAGCCCCCCGUGAGCGAGAGCGACGACGGCUUCAGCGUCCACAACGCGCCCCUGCAGUCGCACGCGCUCGCCGACUCCAUCCCCAGCAGCCCGGCCUCCUCGCAGUUCUCAGUGUGCAGUGAAGACCAGGAAGCAAUACAGGCUCAGAAGAUCUGGAAGAAAGCCAUCAUGCUGGUUUGGAGAGCAGCAGCUAAUCACAGGUAUGCCAAUGUCUUCUUACAGCCUGUAACUGAUGACAUAGCACCAGGCUACCACAGCAUCGUGCAGAGGCCAAUGGAUUUAUCUACCAUCAAAAAGAACAUUGAGAACGGGCUGAUCCGAACCACGGCCGAGUUCCAGCGGGACAUUAUGCUGAUGUUUCAGAAUGCAGUGAUGUACAACAGCUCUGACCAUGAUGUGUACCACAUGGCUGUGGAGAUGCAGAGAGAUGUCCUGGAGCAGAUCCAGCAAUUUCUGGCCACACAGCUGAUGAUGCAAACAUCAGAGUCAGGGAUCAGUGCAAAGAGCCUGCGGGGGCGAGACUCCACUCGCAAGCAGGAUGCUUCAGAGAAGGACAGUGUCCCAAUGGGCUCUCCUGCCUUCCUUCUCUCUCUCUUUGACGGAGGCACCAGAGGGCGGCGCUGCGCCAUCGAGGCAGACAUGAAGAUGAAGAAAUGAUGCUGCAGACACAAAAUCCCAGCAGAAUCCCAGGCAUCCGGAGCUGGAGUGUGAGCAGGCAGCUCUUAGCAGCUGUUGGAGGAGGAAGAAAAGCUGCAGGUCCAUUUCUGGGACCUGGUUCACCACCUUGGCUUGCCCUUCUGGAAAGCAGUGUCCUGUCAGAAUAUGUAACCCAAAGAAACUUCCCUGGAGGGGAAGGCCAGCCCCCCUGCCUGUUUUAGGGCAGUUGUCUUGGGCUUCAUCAGUGUUCUGGUGUUAGCUAGCAGCUGGUGGCUCGUACGUACUGUAAUGUGAAGUGUACAGAUUUUUACUAGUGAUGUGUAAAUGUGAUGUACAUUAAAAUCUGGGAACAAA
Molecule: messenger RNA, 3245 nt
Organism: Melospiza georgiana
Lineage: Eukaryota; Metazoa; Chordata; Aves; Passeriformes; Passerellidae
Gene: BRD8
Product: bromodomain containing 8
Exons: 22
Coding region: 36-2891 (951 amino acids)
Cellular component (GO): NuA4 histone acetyltransferase complex
Molecular function (GO): protein binding
Source: RefSeq, a predicted model, not a curated record